AUGGGGGACUUCGUGGGGCACGCACUGCCGGGCUCGCUGCUGCUGGCGGUGGGCCUGUGGCGGGUGUGGGCGUCCAUCGCACGCUUCGCCGCCGACCCGCCGGCGUUCCGCAUCCGUGCCUGGAGCCCCUUCUCAGCGGGGCCGCGGCUCCUGGAGCUGUACGUGGUGACCGGGGGCGCCUUCCUGGACAUGUGCAUGGAGCUCUUCUACUCCAACCCGCUCCGCGUCCUCACCGGCCGCGGGGUCGACCCGGCGCACCUCAACGGCCUCGAGCACGCCGGCAUGCUCCUCAUGUUCUUCCUCUUCGGCGCGCUGGCCCUCCUCUCCCACACGACGAGGUACCUGCCGCUGUCGGACACCGCACUGGGCCAGGUGUUUGCAACCGCUUUCACGUCGGAGUUCAUGCUCUUCUACUUCCACUCCACCACCCACGUUGGCUUGGAGGCCUACUACCACCGCCUCCUCCUCCUCCUCAUCGGCCUCUGUGUCGCAGCCAUUGUCCUCGGUGCGCUCCUGCCAACCAGCUUCCCUGCCGACCUAGGCACCGGCGCCCUCAUCGCGGUCCAGGGUAUGUGGUUUUUCCAGACUGGGUUCACUCUCUACGGUCCUACGCUCCCCGCUGGUUGUGCCCGCAGCUUCGCCGCCCCUGGCGCCGACGCCCACGUCGAGUGCCCCGACGGCGCCGUGCUGGAGCGUGCCGAGCAGCUGGCAAACUUGCAGCUAUUCGGACUCGUGUUCCUUGUGUUUGUGUAUGUACUCGGGUGCUACAGCUUCGCCACGGCGAGGUUUGGGCACCCGGACCUGACAACGACAACGAACGACAGGCACGUCGGCGAUAUUGAAUGCAGCCGCUGA
This is a messenger RNA of Triticum dicoccoides, 855 nucleotides long. RefSeq names its product transmembrane protein 45A-like. The record is from RefSeq and is a predicted model, not a curated record. Lineage: Eukaryota; Viridiplantae; Streptophyta; Magnoliopsida; Poales; Poaceae. The coding region runs from base 1 to 855 and encodes 284 amino acids. The transcript has 2 exons.